Molecule: messenger RNA, 552 nt
Organism: Fraxinus pennsylvanica
Lineage: Eukaryota; Viridiplantae; Streptophyta; Magnoliopsida; Lamiales; Oleaceae
Source: the annotation of a GenBank genome assembly
AUGUCUCGAAUACUCUCUCAAACCCUUCCACGGUCUUCUCUCCACCCCGCAUCCAUCACCCCUGGGGCCCUAAUCAGCCACCAUCGACACCGCUCCAACAAGCCCCACAAGGCCCAACUUAUCGAACUUGAAGUCGACUCGUCAUCUGCCUCUUCCCAUACCGAUUCGCCCGAGGAGGUACUCACGGUCGGGAUUAAGAAACUCGAGGAGGCUAUCCAGAGUAUCAUCGUGCGCCGUGCAGCACCCGAUUGGCUCCCAUUUUUACCUGGGUAUUCCUACUGGGUCCCGCCCCGGAGGAGUACUAUGAGACAUCCACAUGGUAUGAUUGAGGUGAUUGGAAAAUUAGCGUCUUCUGGGGUGGGAGCGGGGAAGAUUCGCCCGCAAUUUGAUCUUUUGACGGAGGAUGAAACGAUGUCGUUUACCUCUGCACGUGGAUGGCCCUCUUCUACUUUUUUCGUUGAAGGUACUUCACCCGUACAUCCAAUUCCAUUAAUGGAAGUGGAGAGUAUGCUUUAUGAAAAUCUGGUUGCUCGGGCUUGCUCACCCUUGUAG